GGGGUUUCGAAACGGGCAAAGAAACAGUUAAGCUCCUCUGCCAGUGUCGCACUCUGAUCCGCAGUUGUCAUAUUGCAGCCUCUGAAGUUCGUGAUGUCAUGAAUGCCCCGCCACACCUCCCGUGAGUUUUUGCUGGACAGAUGGGACUCUAUGCACCUCCUGUGGUCCGCCUUUGCUUUUUUAAUGUCACACCGAUAUAUCACAGAACAUUAACGUUCCAAUGAGGCGGGUUACGGUGAGCAAGUAAAUGUACAUUUCCUUUGAGUUUGUUUUAAACAAACAUGCCAUCAAUCAUUUGGGACUUAUUCACUGUUUCAGUAGAGGACAUUUGACUUUAAAGAUUUAUGGAAGCAGUACGUAGCUGUGCUGCUCAGUCCAGAUUCAGUGUUAAUAGCAGCGACCGCUAAGCCUGGGCCGAUAACAAAAUUUUGCUUGAUGAUAUAUUGACCUACAAUUUAUUGCAGAUAAACGAUAUAAGUCAUUAUUUUUUGUGAGACUAAAUCAACCACUUAUUUAAUGAUAAUACAUAAUAAUAAUGCAAGUAUACUGUUUCAAAUGCAAUGAACUUGUAUUUCUCGUAUAUUUUAACAUUGUAACUGAAAUGUAAACUUUUAAAUACCAAAGUUUAUAAAACAAACAAAUAAUACAAAUAAAAUAUACAGUUUCUAAGCAAAAUGUUGCACUUUUUGGAUACAAAAAAUAAUAACCAAAAGCAAUAAAAUAGGUUCUGUCUCCGUUAAAAAGGGCGUGGGGGACCCUCAAAUAUACACAAGCAAACCAAUAAAUAAAAUGGCUAAAUAAAGUUAUUGUGACCAAAAAGUACACACUAAAAUAUUUUAACCAAGUAGUGUUACUUUUAAUAACAAAUACAUAGACACAACAUACUUUCUCGGCAGAGGAAACAUCAAAUAUUGUUCUGGCUUCAUAAGACCCAUAUUAUUUUAAUUUCUGUGUUUAAGUAUGAUUAUCUUUUAUUUUAAUUGUAAAGUGUGAUCAGUUGUUUCACUUCCGGUUUAUGUGACAUCACGUGAAUUCCCUUCCUGUCGUUCGUGUCUGUCUGAUUCAAUUUGAUGCUGUCGAGUUUAUCGAUCACUUCGUACAAAAACAGCACAUCCUUUAUGUUUAACAUGAAUACUGUAGCUCACUUGUGUAAACAGCAAUGUGUUUGGACAAGUUUAGAUUGGGGAAUGACAUUUCGUAAUGAGUAAAAAUUUUAAUGUCUGUUGUUUACAUGUUAGCAAUAAAGCUAGUUAGCAAGCUAGCGCCAGUCCGUCCGUCCGUAUCAAAGUGCAGUUAUAAAUGACAGUUCUUUGAUGAUUUUAAUGUAAUACGGUAAUACUAACAGUCGGGAGUUUUAAAACGGUAAUCAUUACUACCAUUUAUUUAUAGUACAAACGCCUGCGGCCACAGAAACCAAUGCAAAAGAGUGACCGCUCCUGCAGACCGUCUCGCUCACCUAACACGAACACUAAAAACACAAACUUUGAUAGGCCCCACCUCGCCUCACAAAGAGUCAAAGACACUUAAUAAAGGACAAGAGAAGUCACCUUCUUUUCAUUCCGCUGGGGCACAAACGCGCGCAGCUGCUGAAACCGCUGAAAAGCUUGAAUGCCCUUGAAGCAUGCACACAGCGAUUUAUCGACGCAGUUCUAUGAUUAAAGGUGCCAUAUGUAAUAAUUUCAUGUCAAGUCAUCAUUAAAUGGCCCUGACAUGUCAAAAGGCAUUAAUAAAUCAUGUUCUUUUCGAAUACAUUUACAACUGAUAACAGUAGUUCAGCCGGGAUAUGCUCAUUUCAAAAUUAGAUUUACAGCCCCGAAAUCUUGUUAUUGUUUUUAUUUUGAUGCCCCGCCCUCCACCGUUUGAGUAAUUAGACAGUCUGUGAGUGUGUCACAUCCAAAUUGCCAGUUACGCACAGCCACCUUCGUUUAGUUACUGCCACUGGUAAAGUUACUAAACAUGUCAGACCUAAGUAAAUCUAAAAGGCGUUGUUACGAUUCUCAACUUAUUUAUGACAAAGCCAGGAACAAAACAAGGAUUUGUAUCGGGGAUGCCUUUGAAAGACAGAGACGAUUGAAGGGGGAGAAGAUUUUUUCAUCGGACGCCAAACUUGCUAAUUUCCUCCUUGAUAGGUAAGUAAGGCAUUUACGUUUUCUUAUUACUUGUAAUAAAUGGAAAUGGACAUUUUAAACUACAGUAUAUUGUCUAAUACAGUCUAUGAUCUUGUCUAACAAGGCUAGUAUGUUCCUGCAACGAAUGCUUAGUGUGAUGGUGCUUCGAUCCUAGUGUAAUGCUUAGCCUGCUAGCCUGGUCAAUGACACAUCGACAUAUAGGCUAACGGGGGAAAAAUAUGCCCGUUAGCCUGUAUGUCGAUGUGUCAUCCAACUGUCAGGGAAAAAUAUAUUUUCGACAAAUAAAACCUAUGUAGAUAUGGGUAGUGUCAGUGCUAGUGAUGGGUUGAUGAGGCGCCAUGAAGCGUUUCGACACAUUGCAAAACUGUAUUGAUACUGUGUCACUAAAUACUGAUAUCUGCUGGACAUUAAAAAUCCCUACAGGCAACCUAAGGACCGACUCAACUGACACUGAUUUUAUGACCUAGUAUAUACAAUAAUAUAAACCAAGUCAUUGUAUUUCAUUUAGGAUUAUUUCAUAUCUUCAUUUAAAUAAAAAUAUUUUUUUAAAUCUUUUUUAGAUACAGUCAAUAAAUAAUGUGAACAUGUAUCAUAACAUGGAAAUCUAAGAGAACGUGUGUGAAUGAGGAUGCUUGUGGACCUGGAAAUUAUUAAUUUUUUCCCCCCACAUUUUUAUUUAAAAAAAAACAGUUUUUCCAACCUAUUCAAUUUUAGACGCUUUCUCUUCUUAGCUAUUAUUUCUCCGGCUGUAGAAAAUACCCGCUCACAGGGCACAGAGGAGGCGUCAGUGCGACACAGUUCGCGUAUCGGUCACGUGACCAAAACAGCUCAUGAUCGGUCACGUGACUUUCUAAAAGCGGUACGCGCACCGACACAGAGUUUUGCUCUAUGAGCUCGACGCAUGCGCCGAUGCAUCGGUGUUGCCGGACCCAUCACUAGUCAGUGCCUAUUUCUUUCUCAAUAUGCUGAUACGCUGAGGAAAUGAGUUCCAACAUUAGCACGGCUAAUUGCGAUUUCUGGUACUGUGUGUGCAUCAAACACAUAUGGGGUGGUAUUUGCUUGGCACAAUGUAAUGAUUUUCUACUUUGUGUAUUGACAUGGUAGUAGGCUAUAUGAUUUAUGCCUAAUGUGGUUUUUGCGUAACGUGGGUUGGCUCAUAGAAUUGCACUCUGCACUGAAAGAUGGUGAUGUGAAUGCAGUGAGUCAAGUUGGAUGCAAUAUGGAGUUAUGCUGAAAGAAAUGUGGUGGUAAUUAUACUGUUGGCUUUGGCUUGCAAUCAAAGUAGGCCUAUGCGAUAUAUAACAUAAUUAUUUAGAUGGUGGUCAAACUAGACAUUUUAGCAGGGUAACAAUAACAAGCUAUCCCGACUCCCGACGAAAAUAUUGCUGUGUAACUUUACAAAUACAUUUGGCUAAUCGGCAUCAGUAAAAUGUGGCAUAAUUACUUAGUAAACCAUCUUGCAAGAAGCAUAAACAAGAGAAACCUACAACGUAGGACUCAUCAUUUGCCAUCUGAAGUUCCUUGGAGUAGGAUUCAGAUUCGUAUCUGGCAACCUCAAUCAUGGAGAGUAGGAGGGGACUACAGAAUUUUAACCGUGAUUGCAGUACUAUUUCUGGCCACAUUACUACAUAUGGCUCCUUUAACUGUAUUCCUCCAUAAAACAGAUAACAGCUCUGAUAAAUAUCUAUAUUACUUAAAAUAAACUUGGUUUUGUUUAAUAAAAUACUAUCCAAACAUUUAAUAAAGUCAAAUACAAAUAAGACAACAAACGAAGUAUCCUACACUUCUCUUUUCUAAAGUAAAUCUGUACAGCAGAUAUGAUCACCUACAUCAGACCUGGGCAUUCGGCGACCCGCGGGCCACAUCCGGCCCUUUGUGCGUCUCUGUCCGGCCCGCGUGAGGCCAAUCAUAAAUUACAAAAUAAAUUUAAAAAAGUAUCUAUGUCGAGUGUGCAAUACAACGGUGCUGCUUUUGUUUUCAAAAGCGUUAUUUGUAUUACUUCCGUGUGGACGUAUGCGCGUGCGUGAUUGUGAGUGAAUGUGAACAGCGGCAAUCACAAAUUACAAAAUACAUUUUAAAAAACAUCUAUGUCGUGCAAUACAACUGUGCUGCUUUUAUUUUGAAAAGUGUUAUUUAUGGACGUAUGUGUGUAACUUGUGAGUGAAGGUGCACAGCGACAAGUGAUGCCCGGUUACUCCCGAGAUGUCAGCUCACGCUAAAAAAAGAAAAGUUGAUGACGAAUGGCGUGUUUUCAACAAGACAUGGACUGCCAAGUAUUUCUUUACAGAAAUUAAAGGUAAAGCCGUGUGCUUAAUUUGUGGUACACAGGUUGUUGUGUUAAAAGAAUAUAAUUUAAUCGCCACUACACGACGAAGCACGAGGAACAAUACCGGAAUCUGUCCGAUGAAGAGCGCGCAAGGGAGGCUGAUGCUUUGAUGGUAAAACGGCAAACCCAACAAGGACUUUUUGCCAAAUUUCACACCCCCAGAGAUGCAGCCGUCAGGACAAGUUUCGUCAUUUCCCCACAAAAUCGCCAGAAAAAGUAAGGCGUUUUCUGACAGGGUUUAUUAAGGAGUGCUUAUUGGACGCUGACAUGCCCGGAGAAGAGGGGUGCAUUUGAGAACGUGUCACUCUACCGACGCACCGUAACGAGGCGGGUUGAGACCAUCGCUGGAAACUUGGAACUUUAGCUGAAGAACAGAACGGCCGACUUUGACUGUUUUUCGCUGGAUUUGGAUGAGAGCUGCGAUGUACGUGACACUGCCCAGCUGCUCAUCUUCUUACGUGGGAUAACUGCAGACUUUCAAAUCACGGAGGAGCUGGCAGCCAUGCAGUCAAUUAAAAGGGACAACCACAGGCAGUCCUCACUCAGGUCCGCAUGGAGCUGGAGGGGGCGUGGCCUCCAGCUACGGCUGAAAAUCGGGAGAUUUUCGGGAGAAUAUUUGUCCCGGGAGGUUUUCGGGAGAGGCGCUGAAUUUCGGGAGUCUCCCGGAAAAUUCGGGAGGGUUGGCAAGUAUGAUUAUGGCUCUCUCUUCAUUGUACUCACUGCGGUAUUUGAGGGUACGGGUGACGCUUUCUUCCUCUCCGCGUGUGCAUUUCCCAUCAGUGUGCUUACCAAUCAUUUCCAAUCCUUUAAUUAGUGCACAGUGCCCCAGCCUCAGCCUUGUGUACACCACAGUGUCCCUAAUUCCCAUUUUGAAACUUUGUGUGUGUUUUAUGUUGGAUUUUAAUGAAAAAUAACACCUUCCCUUACUCCCCUGUUCCCACUCUUUUUGCCACAUUCUGUCUGUUUCUUCUUGUAUUCCGCAUUUCCACUCCACCCUUCCAUAGUACUUUUAUUCCUAUUUCAUUUUUGUUUGAUGCCUUUUUUGCUCUCUGGUCAGCCUCCUCAUUUCCCUGUACUCCCACAUGUGUUGGCAACCCAAUCUCUGCAUUCUUCCCAGCAUUACCAUUGCUUCACUAAUUAAGUAGUUUCUUGCCACACUCUUCCCACCCAUCAAUACUGCUGCUGAAUCAGUGGCUUAACCUCCUCCGGCCAUCCAAGUGUCCAUAAAAUAGCCACAAGCUCUCCUGUAAAUACUGAUAGUUUGUUUGAAACCAUGCCGUAUUUGCAACUGUGGGAUGCUCACCCCUAUCGCUGCCCUUCCAUUAAUCAUAUUUCUGGAACCGUCUGUGUAUAUCUGCAUGUAAUCUGAUCAUUUGUUCUCGAAAUGUUUGUUUGUUACUUCUACAGGAUCACCUGCAUCCAUUCUUAUAUUGAACGAUCCACAUCGGACUCUGACAGGAUCCAAGGAGGAACAGGGUUCAAUGAAGAUUAAUGGCCAUCGUCACGGUGACGUCACGGUGAUUCUUUGCACCCUCUUUUUUUAUCCCCCUUCCUGUUUGAGCCGCACACUCUCAGCACUUUGGUUUCUGUCUGCGAGCAGUCCAGUGGUCUCUCUUGGCUUCUUCACCCGUGUUCCCUUGGCAACAUUUCAAAGUGCAUGCAGAUAUUUGGGGUCAGUGAUGGAGUUCUGGCCGACCCUGGCCCAGAUCCUGCUGAUGAGCAACCUCGCGGACCGGCUGCAAAUGGUGCAGAUGCGAGAUUUCAGCAUGAAGGACAUCAUUCAGCUCCACCCUUCAACAACGCCUCAUCCUGGAGGAUUCAAGUGCUUCACAUGUCAAGAUGCUGCAGAUAACUACGAGUGUAACCGCUGGGCACCGGACGUGUAUUGUCCACAAGACAGCAGGUACUGUUACACCACCCAUGUGAUGGAUCGCCAUGGCAACAGCAUCUCCGUGACCAAGCGAUGUGUCACCCCGGAGGCGUGUCUGUUGACGGGCUGUGCUGACGUCCAUGACGGAGGCCACCAGGUGUGCUCGUCCUGCUGCCAGGGGAACAUUUGCAACGUGUCGCUUCCCAGAAACCACAGCGUCGCCCUUUUCUCCUCCACGUCCCCUCUGGCCAGCGGGGCAGCCGCGCAACAUCACGCACAGACACCGAGUGACGUCAUCAUCAUUUGCGUCCUUGCACUAGGAUGUCGAUGAGACGCAAAUAGAGACCGGACGUGGACAUGAUAAUUCCAAAAAACAAAAACAUGUGGUUUAUGAUGACUUUGCAGUUUUUAUUUCAAAACACAUGGCAGCUCUGUGCUCAUAAACCAGAUCGUACUGUGCAAAACUUCUUUAGCCUGUGUGAUAUCAUGUGCGAUAAAAUCUAUCGUGCAGAGUGUUGACUUGAGUGUGAUAUCAUGUGCGAUACAAGCAGUCCUGUAGAGUGUUUACUUGUGUGUGAUAUCAUGUGCGAUAUAAGCAGUCCUGUAGCGUGUUUACUCAUGUGUGAUAUCAUGUGCGAUAACAUCUAACGUGCAGAGUGUUUACUUGUGUGGGAUAUCAUGUGCGAUACCAGCAGUCCUGUAGAGUGUUUACUCAUGUGCGAUAUUAUGUGCGAUAAAAUCUAUCGUGCAGAGUGUUUACUUGUGUGUGAUAUCAUGUGCGAUACAAGCAGUCCUGUAGAGUGUUUACUCAUGUGUGAUAUCAUGUGCGAUACAAGCAGUCCUGUAGAGUAUUUUUCCUCAUGUGUUAUCAUGUGCAAUAAAAUCUAUCAUGCAGAGUGUUGACUUGAGUGUGAUAUCAUGCGCGAUACAAGCAGUCCUGUAAAGAGUAAAAAUUACUCAUGUGUGAUGUCAUGUGCGAUACAAGCAGUCCUGUAGAGUGUCUACUCAUGUGUGAGAUCAUGUGCGAUAAAAUCUAUCGUGCAGAGGGUUGGCUUGAGUGUGAUAUCAUGUGCGAAACAAGCAAUCGUGUAGAGUGUUGACUUGAGUGUGAUAUCAUGUGCGAAACAAGCAAUCCUGUAGAGUGUUUACUUGUGUGUGAUAUCCUGUGCAAUACAAGCAGUCCUGUAGAGUGUUUACUUGUGUGUGAUAACAUAUGUGAAACAAGCAGUUCUUCUGCAUGUUUACUAAUGUGUGAUAUCAUGUGCGAUACAAACAGUCCUGCAUGGUGUUUACUUGUGUGUGAUACAAUGUGCGAAACAAGCAGCCCUUCUGCGUGUUUAUUCAUGUGUAAUAUCAUGUGUGAUACAAGCAGUCCUGUAGACUGUUUACUUGUGUGUGAUAUCAUAUGCCAAACAAGCAGUCCUUCUGCGUGUUCACUCGUGUGAUAUCAUGUGCAAUACUAGCAGUCUUGUAGUGUUUACUUGUGUGCGAUAUCAGGUGCAAUAAAAUCUAUCGUGCAGUGUUUAA
Nerophis lumbriciformis (worm pipefish) is the source of this 7852-nucleotide messenger RNA. Its product is annotated as ly6/PLAUR domain-containing protein 6-like. The record is from RefSeq and is a predicted model, not a curated record. Gene Ontology annotation, biological process: positive regulation of canonical Wnt signaling pathway. NCBI's taxonomy places the organism in Eukaryota, Metazoa, Chordata, Actinopteri, Syngnathiformes, Syngnathidae. Gene Ontology annotation, molecular function: acetylcholine receptor inhibitor activity.